This is a messenger RNA of Drosophila bipectinata, 648 nucleotides long. The record is from RefSeq and is a predicted model, not a curated record. NCBI's taxonomy places the organism in Eukaryota, Metazoa, Arthropoda, Insecta, Diptera, Drosophilidae.
AUGGCCACUAAGGUCUCCACAAAGUUUGAAUUCACCAAUCUUAACUGCGAGACAUUGAAUAAAUCCUACGCCGAAUUUGAAUACUGCUAUCUCAAGUCCAUAAAUCGAACUUACAAAUAUUUGUCAGUUAAAGUAAACUUAUUAAAGAAGCCUAUUGGAAAAGUAAAGAUUUCAUGCAAAUUUGAAUACACGAAUGUUAAGUGCACAUCCUUGGAUGAAAAAUUCGUUGGCUUUGAGUAUUGCUAUAUAAAGUCAGUGAAUCGGAGCUAUAAAUACCUCUUCAUAAAAGCGAACUUAUUCAAAACGCCCAUUACUAAGAUUAAAGUCACUGGAAUAGUAUUUAAAAAGUUUAAUGGUUACCGGCCCUUCAUGUACAAUAUUACUGUGGAUUUUUGCAGACUUUUGAGUGGUGCUCAAAUAAAUCCUUUUGCUGUUUACGCGUAUAAUUUGAUUAAGACACAUUCUAAUAUUAAUCAUACGUGUCCGUUUGAUCACGAUUUUUUAGUAGAAAAGCUUGAUGCCAACUUUGUUAAUCAUCAUGUUACAAAAGUUCUACCUGUUCCAGAGGGCGAUUACCUAAUUGAAAGUCGUUGGAACAUUAAUGAUAUAAAUCGAGCUAUUGUAAAAGCGUAUGGAACUAUAACAUAA